Messenger RNA from Penicillium mononematosum, 1299 nucleotides. RefSeq names its product SGNH/GDSL hydrolase family protein. Bases 1 to 1299 code for a protein of 432 amino acids. The transcript is spliced from 4 exons. Lineage: Eukaryota; Fungi; Ascomycota; Eurotiomycetes; Eurotiales; Aspergillaceae. The record is from RefSeq and is a predicted model, not a curated record. Gene Ontology annotation, molecular function: hydrolase activity, acting on ester bonds.
AUGUUUCAACUCAGAUCUAUAUUUCUAAUCGCCCUGUCAUGCGCCCACUUAGUAUCCUCACACCCUUUGCCGAGCCGAGUAAACUAUGACAAAGCGGAAAACUCACAUUGGGUGAAUAUAUGGACUACUAUGCCCCAGCUGGUCGAGCCCGCUAACCUACCCCCAAUUCCAUAUAAUGGAUCCACCGCGGUCUUCGGCAAUACUACCAUUCGCCAAACGCUUCAGGUUUCGUUAGCUGCACAGGAGAUCCGCAUUCGACUGUCUAAUGCAUUUGGGCCGAAUGAGCUCAAGAUCACCAAUGUGACUAUCGGCCUACCAGAGAGACAGCGGGUGGGAGUCAGUGGUCUACAGACAGAGACGUUGAAAACUGUGUCCUUCAAUGGUAGUCCAGAUGUGGACAUCCCGAACGGUGGGCUGGCUGUGUCCGACCCAAUAAAGUUCCCUGUCAAGGCCCAAUCCGCUCUCAUGAUCAACAUGUAUCUCGCAGAGGGACAGCACGGCUUCGCUAUUACUGGCCACCCUGGAAGUAGAACGACUUCAUACUUGGCUUUUGGGGAUUGGACUGGCGGAAAGAACCUCACCGACUCAUCUGUCCAAAGCACAGAUCAUUGGUACUUCAUCAGCGGAGUCGAGGCUCGGCUACCCUCUGAAUCCAGUGGGUUCGUGAUCAUUGGCGACAGUAUCACCGAUGGACGAGGAAGCACUACAAAUGGCAAUGAUCGUUGGCCGGAUUUGUUGCUGGCAAGAAUGCAAAAGCAUAAGCCCACCUCAAAUAUCGCCAUUCUCAACCAGGCCGCUGGCGGAAAUCGAAUUCUGCAAGAUGGCCUAGGUCCAAAUGUGAUCAGCCGUCUUGACAGGGACGUCCUGGCACAACCUGGAGUGCGAUAUGCGAUGAUCUUCGAAGGCGUCAAUGAUAUUGGCGCCGCUGAUAGUGAUGCAGCUACACAGGCGGAGAUUGGGAAUAAACUAGUCGCGGGGUAUAAACAGAUCGCGACACGUGUGCAUGCCCUGGGAAUUCCGUUAUUUGGCGCUACUAUCACACCGUUCGGCUCGCCGGCGAGCUCCGACUAUGUGCAGCCUUACUCAAGUCCCGAGCGGGAGAGGACUCGUCAACAUAUUAAUAAAUUCAUCCGGCAAAGUGGCGUAUUUGAUGCGGUACUGGACUUUGAUCAGGUGUUGAGGGAUCCGGAGGUGCCAUCUCAGCUGCUGGAAACGUAUAACUCAGGGGACCAUCUUCAUCCUAGUGUGGCCGGGUAUCAAGCAUUGGCUGAUUAUUUCCCUCUCGGGCUAUUCGAGUGA